AUGGAGUAUAUAUUUGGAGAUUUUAGCCCUGAUGAAUUCAAUCAGUUCUUUGUGACCCCACGCUCUUCAGUUGAGCUCCCUCCGUACAGCGGGACAGCUCUGUGUGGCACACAGGCUGCAGAUGACCUGCCUGACGGACAAGAAUAUCAGAGAAUUGAGUUUGGUGUUAAUGAAGUAAUUGAGCCCAGUGAUCCCUUGCCAAGAACCCCCAGCUACAGUAUUUCGAGCACAUUGAAUCCUCAGGCCCCUGAGUUUAUUCUUGGCUGUACAACUUCCAAAAAGACCCCUGAUGGCAUAGAUAAAGAUGCCAGCUACAGUUCCAUUGACUGCCAGUACCCAGGCUCUGCCCUGGUUUUGGAGAGCAGUUCUACUGUGGAGGCAGAAGUUUUAGAAGGUGAUGUUUCAGGUGGCUUUGGACAGAGGGAGCGUAAAAAGAAGAAGAAGCGGCCACCUGGGUAUUACAGCUACCUGAAGGAUGGCGGCGACGAGAGUAUUUCCCCAGAAGCCCUGGUCAAUGGCCAUGCCAACUCUGCAGUUUCCAAUAGCGUCGGCAUGGAGGACGCAGACUUUAUGGGGGAUGUGCUCCUGUCGGUUACGCCCAGGACUUGUAACAGCCCCCAGAACUCCAUUGACUUCAUCAACGACACUGUGCCUGGCAGUCCUUUCCCCGGAGCACUGGACGAUGGCGAUGCCAGGACUGCAGGGCCGCCUGAGGGCUGCCAUGGGGCUGACCACGCGCAGCCCUGCCUCUCUGCAGAUAGCCCGCUAAGGACAGCAGUGGCACAGCCCUACAUUGGCCCCUGUACUACUGAGGACCUUCCAGUUGCUAACGGACAAAUACUUGAAUCCUCGGGCCAGGGCACAGCUGCCAACGGGGUGGAGUUGCACGCCGUAGAGAGCAUAGACUCGGACCCUGCUAAGCUCGGGAGCGCAUCCCCUCCUGCCGAAAGCGCGGUUUCUGCGUCGGGCGCCAUUCCCAUUAGUCAGCCUGCCAAGUCCUGGGCCAGCCUCUUCCAUGAUUCUAAGCCCUCUUCCUCCUCGCCUGUGGCGUGUGUGGGAACUAAAUGCUCCCCUCCUGCCCCAUCCCCCCUGGUCUCUGAAAAGCAUAUUGAAGUCAAAGAAGGGCUCGUUCCAGUUUCAGAGGAUCCUGUAGCCAUAAAGAUUGCAGAGCUGCUGGAGAAUGUAACCCUAGUGCAUAAGCCCGUGUCCUUACAACCACGGGGGCUGAUCAAUAAAGGAAACUGGUGCUACAUUAAUGCUACACUGCAGGCCCUGGUUGCCUGCCCUCCAAUGUACCACCUGAUGAAGUUCAUCCCUCUGUACUCCAAAGUGCAAAGGCCUUGCACGUCGACACCCAUGAUAGACAGCUUUGUUCGGCUAAUGAAUGAGUUCACCAACAUGCCAGUGCCCCCCAAGCCCCGGCAAGCUCUUGGGGAUAAAAUCGUGAGGGAUAUCCGCCCUGGAGCUGCCUUUGAACCCACGUACAUUUAUAGACUCCUGACGGUUAUCAAGUCGAGCCUGUCUGAGAAGGGCAGGCAGGAAGAUGCUGAGGAGUACUUAGGCUUCAUCCUCAACGGGCUUCACGAGGAGAUGCUGAGCCUGAAGACGCUCCUCUCACCACACAGCCAAAAAGUGAGGAUUUCCAAUGGGCCCAGAAGCCAAUUGGUAAAUGAGGAGGAGCAGGAGGAUCAAGGUGCAGGAAGUGAAGAUGAAUGGGAGCAGGUGGGUCCCAGGAAUAAGACUUCCGUCACCCGCCAGGCCGACUUCAUCCAGACGCCAAUCACCGGCAUUUUUGGAGGACACAUCAGGUCUGUGGUUUACCAGCAGAGUUCAAAGGAAUCUGCCACUUUGCAGCCGUUUUUCACGCUGCAGUUGGACAUCCAGUCUGACAAGAUCCGCACUGUCCAGGACGCACUGGAAAGCUUGGUGGCCAGAGAGUCUGUCCAAGGCUACACCACGAAAACCAAACAGGAGGUGUGUUCUGGCGUCAAGGCCCCUGCGGAGGCCCUGGGGAAGCAACUGCUUUCUCCAGGGGUUAAAAAUAAGAAUUUUAAAUGCCACAGAACGUAUAGGCUCUUUGCAGUGGUCUAUCACCAUGGCAACAGCGCCACGGGUGGGCAUUACACUACCGACGUCUUCCAGAUCGGGCUUAAUGGCUGGCUGCGCAUCGAUGACCAGAUGGUCAAGGUGAUUAACCAGUACCAGGUGGUGAAGCCGACUGCUGAGCGCACAGCCUACCUCCUGUAUUACCGCCGCGUGGACCUGCUGUGACCCCUGUGUGCGUGUGUGUGUGCGUCCGUGCGUGCGUGCGUGCGUGCGUGCCUGAUGCCGCUUUGUAGGCCAUUAACUCUCACUAACUUCCUGCCUUGUAGUGGCUCCUUAGAGAGAAACUUUCUCCCUCUUGCAAAAAUGGGCUAGAAUGAAGAGGAGAUGCUUGGGUUUGUGCAGCCUAGUUUAUGUUGACCUCCACCUUCCAAAUCAAAAUCAUUUGGUUGAAACAGACUGUCUUUGAUUUAAGAAAAUCCACAACACCCGUAUUUGUGAAUAACGCCGAUUCCUGAGAUAAAGGAACUCGCAUUUGAUCCCAGUUUAAUUGCUUAGUAGAAUAAAUCCUGCACCAGCAACACUUGUAAAUUUGUGAAAAUGAAUUUUAUCUUUCCUUAAGAAAUUAAAUUUUUUAAUCCAUCACACUUCCUUCCCCUACCCUUUAGUUUUUGAUAAAUGAUAAAAAUGAGCCAGUUAUCAGAGAAGAAAUAGUUCUUACUUCAGACAGAAAAUAGACAAAACAAAAACCCCACUGCUGGACCCUCACAGGAGAAGUACCGUAAUAACCGCAGUGAGACUCGCUCACGUGUACCGUGCAGAUCAGAUAUUUGGAGUUUUAAGGUAUUAGUGGACGUAGAUGGGUGAUGGGAACUUUAUUGCCACUGAAGGGUUUCAGAAUGAUGCUUCUGUGUGCCUCCGGUGCCAUGCGGCCACAGUGCUGAAGGCUGACGUCUCCCAAGUCUGCUGUCUGCUCCUGACGCCGCGUCCCCAAUUGUGCCCAGUGUAGUGAUGCCUAGGAACUAAAGUUGUCGCCCAUCAAUAAAAAUCACAAAGUUGGU
This is a messenger RNA of Dipodomys ordii (Ord's kangaroo rat), 3104 nucleotides long. It is a transcript of the gene Usp10, whose product is annotated as ubiquitin specific peptidase 10. Gene Ontology annotation, molecular function: cysteine-type deubiquitinase activity; cysteine-type endopeptidase activity. Gene Ontology annotation, cellular component: early endosome; nucleus; cytosol. The record is from RefSeq and is a predicted model, not a curated record. NCBI's taxonomy places the organism in Eukaryota, Metazoa, Chordata, Mammalia, Rodentia, Heteromyidae. The transcript is spliced from 13 exons. The coding region runs from base 1 to 2271 and encodes 756 amino acids. Gene Ontology annotation, biological process: regulation of autophagy; DNA damage response, signal transduction by p53 class mediator; protein deubiquitination.